AUGUCUCAAGCGACAAACACAAAACUCAUGGACACGGAGCCAGGUGGAGAGAAUACCCAAUACGAAUCCGUCAACACUUUUACGAAACCGCACGCUAAAGCCAAGGGUCAAUUCGGUGAUUCCAAUCCCAACGAAGCAGAUCAACAAGCUGCAAAGGAGAAGAAGGACAGAGGCGAGAAGACGGCGGAGAAUGUUAGGUAUGGAGAGGCGAUUAGUGAACAUGGGUUUGGGGGCGAGACGGUGGGGAAUGAGGGGGGUGUUGGGCGUGGGAUGGAGGAGGGGACGAAGGAGCAGGCGAGGGGGGGUGCAGGGGUAUGGUGA
This is a messenger RNA of Lachnellula hyalina, 321 nucleotides long. RefSeq lists its product as uncharacterized. The transcript is spliced from 3 exons. Bases 1 to 321 code for a protein of 106 amino acids. Lineage: Eukaryota; Fungi; Ascomycota; Leotiomycetes; Helotiales; Lachnaceae. The record is from RefSeq and is a predicted model, not a curated record.